AUGGCUCUAAUUAUGAACCAAUUGUUUAUUUUUCCAUUCCUCAUGAGUCUCUCACUUUUUUUCUCGCUUACUACUCCUUUUCAUCAUACUAGUAAUGCUACUUCCUCCUCUGAAUUCACAACCUCUAUUUUCAACGUCACAUCCGCAAUUCAUCAAAUCCGUCAAGUCCUCCCCUUUCAUCAUCAAGAAGAAGAAGAAACACAAUUUUCAUCAUUAUCUUCUUCUUCUUCCUUUAAGCUCAAAUUAUACCCAAUUGAAUCUCUCUUUACUGCUCAUCCUCAACACAAGCUGGACUAUCGCAGUUUAUUUUUAUCGGGGGAUGUUUUUACCGGCAUAACACAUGGAACCAAUGAUUACAUAGUAAAAAUUGGAGUGGGACGACCACCACAAUUCUUCUACAUGAUUUUCGACAUUGAAACUGAUGUGACUUGGCUUCAAUGUCAGCCAUGUUUACAUUGUUAUGAACAACCCGAUUCAAUUUUUGACCCAUCAUUGUCCUCUUCUUACACCCUAAUUUCAUGCGAGACAAAACGUUGUAAUCUACUUAAAAAUUCUUCUUGUAGUGUUGACGGGUAUUGUAAAUACAAAAUUAGCUACAACGACGAUUCAUAUACUGCCGGUAUUUUCGUAAAUGAAACGAUAUCGUUUGAAAGCUCUGGAUGGGUCAAUAGGGUUUCAUUAGGUUGUGGUCAUUCAAACAAAGGUGCAUUUGUGGGCUCUGCCGGAACAUUUGGGCUGGGUCGCGGGCCUUUCUCGUUCCUAUCUCGUAUCAAUGUAUCAUCAAUGUCAUAUUGUUUGGUGGAUCGUAAUUGGGUAUACUCAUCGGCGACUUUGGAAUUCAACUCCCCAUCAUCAUCAUCAUAUAAUAAUGAUAAUUCAUUUAAAGCUAAGUUGUUGAAAAACCCUAAGAUGGAGAGUUUAUACUAUGUGGGUUUCACUGGGGUUAGCGUGGGGAGUGAAAGGAUCACCAUUCCUAAUUCAACGUUCACGAUUGAUCCAUAUGGAAAUGGGGGAAUGAUUGUGAGUACGGGGACUAUUAUAACCCGGUUGGAGACUCAGGCUUAUAAUGCAGUACGCGAUGCUUUUGUGGCGAAGACUCAACAUUUGGAACGUGCAAAGGCGUUGUAUCCAUUUGACACAUGUUAUAGUUUGACGACUAAGAAUACGAUAGAGUUGCCGAUGAUGGGGUUUGAAGUGAACGACGGGAAAAUGUGGUUAUUGCCGAAGGAGAGUUAUUUGUAUGCGGUGGAUAAUAAUGGAACUUUUUGCUUUGCUUUUGGGCCGUCGGAAGGUCCAUUUUCGAUUCUAGGUAGCUUUCAGCAAUAUGGGACUCGUGUCACUUUUGAUCUUACUAACUCUAUCAUUUCUUUGCACACCCUCUAUUGUAGUUAG
Trifolium pratense (red clover) is the source of this 1392-nucleotide messenger RNA. Its product is annotated as protein ASPARTIC PROTEASE IN GUARD CELL 1-like. Gene Ontology annotation, molecular function: aspartic-type endopeptidase activity. The record is from RefSeq and is a predicted model, not a curated record. NCBI's taxonomy places the organism in Eukaryota, Viridiplantae, Streptophyta, Magnoliopsida, Fabales, Fabaceae. Gene Ontology annotation, biological process: proteolysis. Bases 1 to 1392 code for a protein of 463 amino acids. The transcript is spliced from 2 exons.